GCCACUCGGCCGAUCAGUUCCCUUCGUGAGUUCAAACGGUGCGGUCGUGAAAACUAGUCGGGAGAAACCGAACAUACAGUGCGGGAAAACUGAUUUUUCCACCUCGUCGCUCGCGAAUUCAGUGGGUGGCACAGUUUUUUCUCGCUCUCGCUGGACAUACAUACAUACACACAAGUGGCGUGUGUGAGAAGAGUAUUGCCGCCAAUACCGAGCUGUGGAAUUCGGUUCAGUGGAAGCUGGAGCAAGUGCUAAGCGAAGAGAAAAAAUCAAUGCCACUCGGUGUCCGCGGAAAUUUGAUUUGGGCAAACACGUGGGAAACACUCAUCGCUGAGCUGAGCUGCAAUGGAAAAGGCCAAAUAUGAGAAUUAUUCUAAUAAUGGAUAGAAACUUCGUCACCAGUUCGUGCUGUAAUUACAUAACAAUAGUUGGAAUUUGAAAACACAUAUUCUAAACUAGUUUUCGUUCGUUAACCGGUGAAUGCAUUAAGGCUACAGCCGUGAGUGCUUACCCAUGUAAGAAAAAGGACAUCCAAAUGUCACCAUGAACAGCUUAAGCAUGAAGCAGAUUUUACUUUUGCGACAGAUGGUUAUACCCUCGUUAUAAACUCACCAGUAAGCUUCCAAGGUUAUUGAAAUGAAAGUUAAAAUGUGCCAUUGAAGUGUCUGAAAAAAAAGCGUUUAUACGAAUAAAACAACCGUUUCAACAGUGGCUGGAAUUUUUCUCAACAUAAAGUGACAGUGUAAACCGUGACAUUGGAGCACAGAAGCAGUCCCGCACAAGCCACGUGGUACGCAACGGAUCCGCCACCUUUACCGCAACCACUGCAGCAACGAACACCAAAUCCCAUCCGGACGCCGACCUGUGGACGUCGUUUCCGGGGACACAGUAGUAGUAGUGGCGAUGACCACUAAGGUGGACGGUCCCGGUGGUUGCAUCCGGAACAACGGACACGAAAUGGCUCCGCUGAAUACGCGGGCCCGCGGGGACGGAACCCACGGCGUUACCAUCAUGCUGUCCCCGCCGGAUCGAAACUCGAUCGGAUCGCGGGAAGGAGCUGGUCUUCCGGACGGUGAUCCCGAUCGGGCAGCCUGGUCUGGUAAAAUGCAAUUUUUCCUCAGUAUUAUCGGUUAUUCUGUCGGAUUGGGAAACAUCUGGCGGUUUCCGUAUCUAUGUCAGCAGAAUGGAGGAGGUGCCUUCCUCAUUCCGUUCAUGAUUAUGCUUAUCCUGGAAGGAAUUCCCCUCUUCCUAAUAGAGUUAGGUAUGGGCCAGCGGAUGCGGCUGGGCGCCCUAGGCGUGUGGAACACGAUUCAUCCCUGGCUGGGUGGAAUCGGCAUUUCCUCCUGCAUCGUGACGCUGUUUGUAGCGAUCUACUACAAUGUUAUUAUUACCUGGUGCUUCUUCUACUUCUUCAACAGCUUUCGGGUCACUUUACCGUGGUCUACCUGCCCCCAACUAAACGGGACGGAUCUACCAGAGUGCGAACGGUCUUCCGAGACCGCCUACUUCUGGUAUCGGACAACACUGGAUGCAUCUCCUAGCAUCGAAGAACCGGAAGGCUUCAAGUGGUGGAUCGUGCUCUGUUUGCUACUGUCUUGGACAAUUGUGUUUUUCAUCGUGAUGAAGGGUAUCCAAAGUUCGGGCAAGGUGGUUUAUUUCACCUCCCUCUUCCCGUACAUCGUGCUGACGAUCUUCUUCAUCCGAGGAAUCACGUUAAAAGGCGCCGGCGCCGGACUGAUGCACAUGUACACUCCCAAGGUGGAGAAACUGCUGGAACCGACGGUCUGGCUGGACGCGGCCACGCAAGUAUUUUACUCGUUCGGAUUGGCCUUCGGAUCGCUAAUCGCUUUCGGGAGCUACAAUACGCCAAAGAAUAAUUGCGUUCGGGAUGUAAUCCUGGUUUCGGUGUGUAACGCCGUGACGGCUAUCUACGCCAGUGUUGUGAUAUUCGCCAUUCUCGGCUACAAGGCGACGGUUGGCGUCGAUAGGUGUAUCUCAGUAAAUAAGGGAAUUUUAGUCAAACACGGAGUGCUUUCUUCGAUUCACGUGGACAAUGUGGAAUACGAACACGCGAUGCAUAUGCUGGAUCCGGUGGCGACGGCAAAUUGGACACUAGAACAUUGCAGCUUAGAAGAGCAGUUGGAUAGUGCCGCCGAAGGCACCGGACUUGCCUUCAUCGUAUUCACCCAGGCCAUCGUUCAACUGCCGGGGGCUCCUUUCUGGGCCGUGCUCUUCUUCACCAUGCUGCUUUCACUCGGUCUUGGAUCUCAGAUCGGUAUCCUGGAAGGAAUGCUGUGCACGAUCUUCGAUAUCGAUAUAUUUAAGCGGAUCAGAAAGCCGUACGUUACCGGUGUUGUAUGCGUAAUUUGCUUCACUGUAGGAUUGAUUUUCACCACAGGAGCAGGAGAGUACUGGCUGAAGAUGUUCGAUUCGUUUGCCGGAACAAUUGGAUUGGUCGUGGUGGCUCUGAUGGAAACCAUUGCGGUUAUCUACAUCUACGGACAUAAAAAGUUCACCGAAGAUAUCUACCAAAUGACUGGAAUCCGGCCUGGGCCGUACUGGCAGAUGACUUGGAGGUAUAUCGGUCCGGUUAUCAUGUUCGGAAUUCUCAUUUCGUCCGUACUGAGUAUGAUACUACGGAAUCCAACAUAUGCAGCGUGGAAUGGCGAACUGGGCAUUACGGAGAACAAAUCCUACCCGGAUUGGGUGAUGGCAAUUGCACUGGCCAUGAUCGUCGCCUCCGUACUUCCAAUGCCGCUGGUAUUCCUGCUGCGACGGUUCCAGAUCCUUAAGGUGGACCUCGACAUCCACCAGGGCUCGAUCCGGCGUAAUGAGACGACCGCCUCCACGAAGGAAAUGAUUGACGAGGAUGAUGUGGUCAGUCCUGACCUGCCCCCGCCACAAUCGCUGGCAGCAACGCGUUUCACGAUCGGAGACUUUGAUGAUGAUGACGACGAUGAUUUCAGCGGACCAGCGCUUGGCGGGCCGGUGAAUAUACGCAGCGACAGCGACGACGAAGAUGAACCGCCGACAAUCGGCAAAAUGCUCUCGAAACACACUACCAGUAGCACCGGGAGUGCCGCCACUGGCGCCGUCGCUGGCCAUCAAACGUUUCAGUUCAAAAACCAACACCAUCUGACGGCGAACCCGCUGGCGGCCAGUCCGGUGCGGAAAAAACCGUUCAGCAUGGAGGUUAUGGAUUUCUAGGGAUUGGUAUAGGCAAAUAUGUUCCACCGCAAGGAAGCAAAACUUGCAGUACUUAGCAAGCCAAGCUCAGCUAUAUUAGGUAUUAGGAUUACUGACUAAAAACUUCGAACAUUUUAUGUGCAUGUACAAAGUUUCAACGAUCGUUGAGAGAGAUUAUUAGGGUUUCAUUCAUUUUUUUCUUUUAUUUGGAAGCAUUUGUUUGUAUAUAUCGUGUAAUAUUGGAAAUUUGCUGUGUACAAAGCAAACCAAGCAGCAUAACCUAAAAUCAUUAUUACCCGAUACGAAUAUGUUUAAAUAUGUUUUUCGCCAACCGAACAGGACAACUAAAAUAACAACUGAGAGUUACCGCAACAGCCCACAGUUAUGCUGAAUUUCAUCGUUAUCAACCUCAAAAACUUAGCAUCUUGGUAAGGUAAACUUUAUGAUUUUAACUAACGAAAACAAUAAGCAACAACAUGAUAUUAGUCAAUGCAUACAAGAACAAUCGGGUAUGUAUACAGGUAUCAAACUAGUUUAUUUUUAACAACAUUACAAUUAGUUACUGUACAAUAAAUAACCCAUCUCGGUUCAAAAAUAUUCACUCUAUCAGAGUAUUUUAUUAAGUGAUAUAAUUUAUAACUAAAAUCUAGUAGCAAACAGUUGAAGAAGGACGAACAACUGUGCAGCCAAUUUGAUGUUUAGGAUUAGUAGAAAGAAAAUCAAACUAAAGAGGAUGAGCGUGUAUUUCAAGCUAGACUAAUCAGCGAACAACUUAUGGCAAACGUGAAUAAGAUUACACAGAAAGCCGACAAAAUAAAUAAACAUACGGAAUAUCAUUACCAGCCGUAGUUCACUCAUUACAGCCGUGCAACAGCCACAAGUUCAAAAUUCAGUUCCGGUAUAAAAUAUUACAAAUUUUUUGAAUGUUUCUCGUUUUUAGAACAAAAAUAUACUUGUCAAACCACUAACGAACAAAUUUGCACAUGCACAACCAAAAAAAAAAAGAACGGAUGAAACAUGCAGCUGUACAUACAGGUUCCUUCCUAUGUUACGAGACUUACAAGAGUUAGGUUCAUACCAAAUAAAAAAUACUGACACAAGGAAAAAGAUGGAAAACAAUAAAAAUUGUGAUCAAUACUAUACUUAAACAAAGAGAAAAACAAGAAUAGCAAGUAAGUAAUCGUUUUAAGAGUUACGGAAAUUCCCAAACCAAAACCAAAAAAAAAAUAUUAUCAUCUGCUGACGUGAGCGAAUAGAAGUUAUGUAUCACUCCUAAAUAAGAGUACACCUACCUUAAACGAAACCUCGGUAAAAGGAGGAAAACUCGUAUGCUACUAGCCAAAUUGCGAAGCGAUUCACCUAUAUAGAAGUGAGUGGAGAAGUAUUAUAACAUCUACUCAAACACACUCAUCAACAAUGUUCUUGAACCGUUUCUUGAAGUAGGCUUUCCUAAAUAACACGAACAUCGUUCACGGAGCGUAAGUGUUGGAGGACAAAAAAUGUUUGCUCAUCUAAUCUUAGUGAUUUUUUUCUUUUCAAUUUCAACAUAGGUUUGUUUCCCAAAAUCCAUGCGUUGUUUACGUGUAUUUGAUAAAUUGAUGUGAUGGUUAAUAUUCAGAGAAAAUGUGCUUUUAUUUUAUUUUAUCUUACUUUGUUCGUUGUUAUGUUCGGAUUGUAAAAAUGAUAAAUAAUCAAUGACUGUUGUACAAAAACAGCCAUACAGAUGACGUGUAAAAAAUGUGUAGUUUUUUCUUCUUCAUUAGUCCCAAUAUUUACCAAUUUCAACCAACAUGUCAGUGUUUCAAUAGUUGCAAGCGAUUCGUUCAGGUUUAAAUACUUUUUCUCGGCGGUUUUGAUGGAAAUAUUGUGCUGGACAUAGGCAUAGGUUUCAGAUAAACAGGGUAAAAUCAUCGAUCGAGAAGCUACAUCCAAGGAGAUAGGAAACAAUGGAGGAUUUUUUUGUAAUUAUUUCAAUAAGCUUGAAAUUUUUACGAGCACGUUUGUUUGUAUGGGUGAAAGUGGAACAGAAAUGCCGAAAGUUUUAUUUUCAUCAAUGAAAAGAGCCAACAACCUUAGUGCCACUAUAAAAUGUAUGAAAACUUGUCACAGAUGCUAACAAAAAAAAAAUAGAACGUAAGCAGUUUUCCUCAACAAUUCGUUUCAUCAUUAGUUCAAUUAAGUGUGAAACAUUCGAUUGACGGCUAGGAAUACCAGUGAACAGAUCAUUAUGGAGGACAGAAUCAUUACAUAAAAAAAACAAUUCACCCUUCACUACACAGAGAAAACAGGAUGAAAAUUACUUCAAAAAUCAAACAUUCAGUACACAGUAUAAGACUAACAAAUCAGCAGAAGUAAAAAAAAAUAGUUAGCAGAAACCAAUUCCUUGCGUCAAUUGCUUCGAUAAACAUACACGCUAUAAAAAAACUGUUGCAAAGUUUACAAGCUUGGUAUUUACCAUUAGAGAAAAAAUUCCAUCCCGAAAGUGCAUGUGAUUUCAGUCUUACUAGUUCUGUUGGAUUCAAUCUAUAAGGCAUUAAAAUCGCUUUAGAUUAAAACAAAGUAAAAAUGUUGUCAGCAACCUAAAAUUGCAAACAAAAAAAAACGAAAAUCCUUAUCGUAUAACAGAGCAACUGUGGCUUAGAAGUAUUUUCAGAAAGAAAAAAUAUUACAGUUUUGCCCACCGGGUGAAAAUUAAAAAUGUUAUUAUAUAAUAGCACCUUAGAGGAUUGAAACUGAGUUUCCCAAAGUUAAGAAUCUGAUUUUCCUAGAGAAAAACAUGGAAAGUGUACACUUUCCGAAGAAUGUGUAAAAAGUUUCAAAGAUAACAAAAAAUAAUGUGAGCUAUUGUACAUUUUACCGCCAUGAAAUUAGCACCUAGCGCACCCCUAAAGAGAUUGGACCCAAACCAAAAUCGUAUAUAAGGCAAAUCCAUCUAAUGUACGAUUGUUGAUUUUUUUUUUUUGCAAAAUAAUUUUAAACCGAUUUAUGUUCGACACUGAAAGAGAAUAUCUAUUUCAAUCUUCUUUUGAAUUGACCCACUAUUGACAGAUCAGUUUCUAACUACUCACCUCUCAUUUAACCGUGAUCUUAAAACCAUGUUCAAAUGAGGUCAUUAUUAUCUAUUUAAAGUAAAAAAAUACGAAUUGCAAACAUAACGAUAACAGAUAAAGCUAUGACUAUGGACAAACUGGAAGUGUGCGAACAGCUGAAAUGUAAUAUGUAAUGAGGGAUUACUUCAAAUUGACACAUAGAGGAAAUAAACAGAGAGAAAUAGUUUGUUAAGGAGACAA
Molecule: messenger RNA, 6473 nt
Organism: Wyeomyia smithii (pitcher-plant mosquito)
Lineage: Eukaryota; Metazoa; Arthropoda; Insecta; Diptera; Culicidae
Product: sodium-dependent neutral amino acid transporter B(0)AT3
Exons: 13
Coding region: 901-3204 (767 amino acids)
Biological process (GO): sodium ion transmembrane transport
Cellular component (GO): membrane
Source: RefSeq, a predicted model, not a curated record